Symbiodinium sp. CCMP2592 is the source of this 1569-nucleotide messenger RNA. The record is from the annotation of a GenBank genome assembly. Lineage: Eukaryota; Dinophyceae; Suessiales; Symbiodiniaceae.
AUGCUGCUUGCAGGUGCGUGUCUGGCUACGCGCCAGGCUCCUCCUCGACCCCCGAAAGAAGAUCCGACCCCAUUUCCUCGGCAGCCGAUCUUUCCGCCUGUGGCAUUUCACCUUCUGGGGCUCUUCCACUCCGAUGAUCCAGAUCUGGAGGAGCUGAUCGAUGCGCUUGAAGAUCUGCAGGAUCUGCAUGAAACGGACAGAUUUUGGCUGGCUUCGCACAUCUUCGCAAGAAUGUGGGAUGAAUGGUAUUCCAUGAGUUUGGCGAGCUUUUGGCAUGGUAGACCACCUGUGACCCAAAACAAGGGUGUUUCAGUGAAGUCAGAGAGCAAGCCAGUGCAAUUCAACAUGGAAGCAAAGCGGCCGAUGAGCCGGAGGAAGCUCACCUGGGCAGGCGAGCAGCUGAAGAGCUUGCUGGAUCCGAUUAUCCUGCCAACUGUGGAUCAGUUCCCACAAAUCACGUGCGGCUUCCUCAUUGCCUUCCACAUUUGUUUAAUCUUGCUUGCAGGUCAGAUUCUGAACUUCGUUUGGAAAUCUGGAAGCCCGGGCAGUCUGCUUCAAGGACCAUAUGAUUUUGUCCGUCAACUGCCCGGAGCUUCAUCACCACUUUUCUUCGUGGUGCCCUAUGCCGUGACUCAUGUUCUAACCUGCUCUGUGUACCUCCUGUUGGAUUGGUGGAGACCUACCUGGGUCCAGAAGAUGAUGGCACAGAGCCGGCCAGCUGGGGACUGGGGAGGUCCAGAUCUUGGGUUGACAAGGACAUUGUUGACACAGCUCUCAGUGCUCCCCUUCACUGGAAGUGUGGCGGCUCUGAUGAUCAUCAGGGGUGGGCCAGUUCCAUAUACGAGUCCGUGGGUGGCCACAUGUCUGGACGCUUGUCACCUAGAGUUACCGGAGCGAGCGCCUUCUGUGCUCGAAUUGGUCGUGCACGUUGCCUUCUGCUUGGUAAUUACUGACCUUGCAUACGGCUAUCUUCACUGGCAAAUGCAUCGGCACCGAAGCCUCUGGAAACACAUCCACUCCCUGCACCAUGAAUACAAGGAGACGUUUGUUACAGUUGGCCCUCAUGUUCAAUUCAUGGAAUUCCUCUCAGUGUUCACCUUCGGGGUGUUUGCUCCAGCUGCUUGCGGUGCCCAUCCGCUGACUUGUUGGGUGUGGUAUAUCUUGUUCACCCAGAUGAGCCUUGAGGCCCAUACUGGUUGGCGACAAACUCCGCUCGGCUAUUUGAUGAACUUGUUGACAUUCGGUAACUUCGGUGGCAGCAUGCACCAUCAUUUGCACCACGCAGUUGUUUGGGGCAACUAUGCGCCGUUCUUGACAUACCUUGACCGGCUUGUCGGCACGGAAGUGGAGGAUGUCGGCCACCAGGUCUUGCCAGAUGCACCACAGGUUACGGGUGAUGCAGCUCCCCACGCGGCUGUUGAGGUCUUGGAGACCACGCUGUACAAGGAGGUAGCCUUUCAGGCUAGCCGCGAAGCAGCCGCUGCGCCGAGAUUGGAGGAGCAGAAGGUCCUCCACUUAAUGGGAUCUGCUGCACGCACCCGAACGCCGCCGCCACGAAAGCUUGACUGA